Molecule: messenger RNA, 2317 nt
Organism: Chenopodium quinoa (quinoa)
Lineage: Eukaryota; Viridiplantae; Streptophyta; Magnoliopsida; Caryophyllales; Amaranthaceae
Product: KH domain-containing protein HEN4-like
Exons: 7
Coding region: 335-1981 (548 amino acids)
Biological process (GO): regulation of gene expression
Cellular component (GO): cytoplasm; nucleus
Molecular function (GO): mRNA binding
Source: RefSeq, a predicted model, not a curated record
AAAUGAUCUAAAUAGGGAAGAAAAUUCGAAGAUGACAUUACCAAGGAAUCAAAAACAGAAAUUUCUAUUUAAAAAAAGACUAUCAUUCGCAAAAAGAAGGCAAACUAUCAUCGGACCCUUCCACUCAAUUUCCUUCAAUUCCACAAUGUCCCCAAACCAAAUUUUGGUAUCAUCACAACACUCAAGGAUAUAAUUGUCAUCGCCCUCGUAUUUAAACAAAGAGAGCGCACUCUCUUUCUCCUCAGUUAUCACUCCCUCCACCUUCAUACUCCGUAGUUCAUAACUUCAUACUCAAAUCCCUUAGAAUUAUUCUGACAAAUUUGAAAUUUCUGUAAUGUCCAACAACAAAAAUUCGAAAUCUAAUCAAAUUUACAAACCCACAAUUCCUCCGGGAAACGUCGAAUUCCGGCUACUAUGCCCUUCACGCGUCGCCGGCGGCGUCAUCGGUCACGCCGGCGGUAUCAUCAAGAACCUAGAAAGAGAAACCUCCGCCAAAAUUCGUGUCGACGACGUCGUUUUAUCGUCCUGUAAAGAGCGCCUCAUCCAUGUUAUUGGGGGAAGUACCGUGAACCGGAAGGUGCGGGUUGCUAACCUGGAGGUACCGGUUUCGGCGGCUCAAGAGGGUUUGAUUAGGGUUUUUGACCGGAUGCUAGAGGUGGGUCUACCGGAGGUUGAUGGUGGGAAGGUGACGUGUCAGUUACUGGUGGGACCUGGGUUGGUUGGAGCUGUAAUGGGUGCUGGAGGGAAAAGGAUUGAGAAGACGAGCAAGGAGUCUGGUGGGAAAAUCGUCAUUUUUGCUCCGAAUGAGUUGGUUCUACCUUGUGCUGGGUUUAAUGAUGAAUUGAUAGAGAUUAGUGGUGGUAGCCUAGCUGUAAAGAAAGCUCUGUUAGCUAUUUCAAGAUAUAUUCAACAGAAGACUUUGCAAAUCACAGAAGCUAAUGGAGCAUCUGCAAACCUACGUCCGAGCAUGAAAAUGGAGAUAGGUGAUGCAGCUAAUAAUGACAUAGUGAAUAAAAGAGAAGUAGCAGAAGUGGUUUUCAAAUUACUUUGUACAUGGGAGGCGGCUGGUGCUGUGAUAGGCUUCAGAGGGAGAAGAGUGAAAGCUCUCGAGGAGGAAACUGGGGCUUCUAUACUGCUUUCUGCUCCUGAUGAUAUCAGCGUUGAGCGUGUCAUCACUAUUUCUGGUUUUGAGAACAGGAAAUCAAAACAUUCCUCUGCACAAAAUGCUCUUGUUCGUGUAUUUAAUGGAUUAAUGUCAUCAGGGGAGAAUGCAUCUGCCAGACUUCUGAUCCAGCCCAGCCAAUCUGGUCACCUAAACGUAUUAAGGGAUUCAAUCACAUCUUGUAUACCGAAAGCAACUGGUGCUACGUUGCAAAUUUUGGAACCGAAUUACACACAUGCUGGUGCUUCUACUGACGAUAAAAUUAUACAGAUAGAUGGUGAGUAUGCUAGUGUGCAAAUUGCUCUAUUUCAAGUCAGUUGGAUGCUGAGAGAGUGUGUUUUUGAUUCAAUAUCAGCCAAGAACAACUCACCUCUUCUUCCACAUAAACUAUUCAAUCUGCCUCAAUGUCUCAACGAAACGGCUGCUUUAACAAAGAAUAUGAAGGACUGUAGAGUAACUGAAAAAUCUAAUGGCUCCGUGCCAUCUAAUGCUCUACAAUCUGAGCUGUCCAGUGGACACAGCCACUCUGCUAGUAUAAAACAUUCAAGAGAUUUAACGACAGUUACUGGUGAUUCUGAACAUAGCAGUAUCAACAGAUCUGUUAUUGUGACAAAUUCGAAGAUGGAGAUAUCUGUUCGUGCAGAUGUAUUUAGUUCUGUUUUUGGAGAUGAUGGCAGUAAUUUAUCUCGUUUACGAACGAUUUCAGGAGCAAAAGUUGAAGUGCAGGAUCAUUGCCUGGCGAGUGAUCGGAAGGUUUAUUAUGGCUGCUCGAUGACUGUCAAAGGCUCUUGCUAUCACGUCUGUGCAGAUAACUGCUGAACUCUGUAAAUAAGAUAGGAGUGAAUAUUCUUUUGGUAAACGUGUCAAUGUAGAAAGCCAGGAUAUUUUCCACUUGAGGGAGCCAAUACAGAGGAGUAGAGAGUAUUUCAUGUAUAUCAUUGCAAAAUUACAAAUAGACAGGGGGUUGCCUCUUUAGUUAAUGGCUUUAAUAUUAGCUUUAGAAAUGCUACUCUUACCACUCAACCAGUGUUCAAUUGUGUAGGCUUGUAGCUAAUGCUAGCUGGUGAAACUAGUUUGUAACCUUAUUCACUACUCUCUUCGUCUCAAGUUAUUAGCUUCACUAUUGGCAUAAUUUUCGAUAGAAAUAGCAUUAAA